Schistocerca serialis cubense is the source of this 3726-nucleotide messenger RNA. RefSeq lists its product as uncharacterized. The record is from RefSeq and is a predicted model, not a curated record. Gene Ontology annotation, cellular component: nucleus. Gene Ontology annotation, biological process: regulation of DNA-templated transcription. Lineage: Eukaryota; Metazoa; Arthropoda; Insecta; Orthoptera; Acrididae. The transcript has 11 exons. The coding region runs from base 1 to 3726 and encodes 1241 amino acids.
AUGCUGAUGCAUAACAGCGCCGCGACGCUGGCCGCCGCCGCCGCCUCCGCCACGACUGCCGCCUCCCAGUGCCGCCCCCGGCUUCCGCCCACGCCCGGCGCCGCCCCCGCCCCGGCCUCGCGCCUAGCUCCGCUCAACUGGGCGUCGGUCGCCUCGUGGUUUUUGCGCUCAGACGCGUGCACCACCGCCGCCACCACCACCACCGGCGCCUUCCCGGCCCCCAUCACCACCAGCACCACCACCACCACCACCGCCAGCAGCACCAGUGGCGGACCGGUCGCGCCCAGCGUUUGCACGGCCAUCCGCUGCACGGUCGCUAACUGCUCCUGCGAGUGCUUCACGCCCGGCAAGAUGAACAUCCGUUACUGCGACACCUGUGGACACAGCUGGGUGCCCCACGCGCUGGACAAGCUGGGAGGCAGGCAGCAGGCGCCGGCGCUGCCCGUGGAGCCGGUGCAGGCGAACGCGGCCUUCGACAUCGCGAGCCUCGUGCUGUACGGCUGCCAGGCGCUGCCCAUCAGGCUCAAGAUCCUGCUGGACAGGCUCUUCUCCGUGCUGCGCCGCGACGAGGUGCUACACGUGCUCGCCGGCUUCGGCUGGACGCACGAGGACUACGCCAGGGGAUACAUCCUGCAGGAGACGCACGGCGCGACGCUGGAGCGCUGGCACAUCUGCAGCGCCGAGGAGGAGCCGCUGGUGCUGCGCCAGUUCCUGCGCUUCGGCGAGACGCGCGCCAUCGCGCUGCAGCUCCCGCAACUGCAUCCGCCCCCACCCGUGGUCUCUAGCAGCAGCUCGAACGGACCGCUGCCGAGGUCGCCGCCGGGGGCCAGCUCCGUGAGCGUCUCACCACUUAACAGACUGCAGAGCAUGCAGCCGUUCGACUUCCGGAAGCUGGCGAGUCCUCCGGAGGCGGCGAGCGGCCGCCGCCGCCUGUCAGACGCGGUCAGCCCCCCGGUGCCGGCGUCGAUGUCUGCGUCAGCGCCGCCCCCCGGCCUGGUGGGUCUGGGCGCGCUGGCGCUGCACCCCGCGGCCUGCGGCGGCUUGCCGACGCUGCCCCCGCUGCCGCCCCCUCCCGGGGGCGGCAGCAGCGAGUUCGGCUCGGGCACCGACGACGAGGAGGACAGCGCGCACAGCGCCCUCAACCUCAGCCGCGACGGGCUCUACCGGCGCCCCGGCCCGCCCCCGCUGGCGCCGCCCCCACCGCCCCCACCUUCACUGCCUCCGGGGCUGCCCCACGGCCUACCGCCCCUGACGCAGCUGCCCCCGGGGGCGACGCCCAGGAGGGGCGUGCCGGGCCGGCGACACUGGGGCGGUGACCCCCACCUGCCCAUCAACCUUGGCACUCAGCUCAUCAACCCCGCCACCGGCAAGAAGCGCGUCCAGUGCAACGUCUGCCUCAAGACCUUCUGCGACAAGGGCGCGCUCAAGAUCCACUUCUCAGCGGUCCACCUUCGCGAGAUGCACAAGUGCACGGUGGACGGCUGCAACAUGAUGUUCAGCUCGCGGAGGUCUCGCAACCGGCACAGCGCCAACCCCAACCCCAAGCUGCACUCGCCGCACCUGCGCCGCAAGAUCUCGCCGCACGACGGCCGCUCGGCGCACGCUCACGCGCACGGCCACGGCCUGCUCGUGCAUCCGCCGCCCCCGCCGCCCCCGCACGCGCCGCCCGGCGCGCUGCCGCUGGGGCCUGUCUUCUCCCCGUUCCCGAUGCUCGGGCCCGCCGCGCACCUGCCCAAGCACAGCCUCGACCUCACCAUGCACAGGUUCGAAGAAAGCAGACGCCACGACUUCGGCAGCAGUACGCUGGGAUCGCCUCCUGAAGACACAGGUUUGCGACUCAGCGACCACUUGCCGUUGCCAGACGACCUCUCAGACGACGGCUACGACGAUGAGGACGACGGAAUCGUCGUCGACGGAGGACCAGACGACGACGACGACACGGACGAGAGGGAAAGUACGGACGUAGAGCCGCAGAACUUGACCCAGGGUCACGAGGACUCCCAGCCAGAGGCGGACGGCCUCAGCGGAGACGAGCAGCUGCAGGCGACGGAGGCCAAGCGUCCCAGGCUCGGUGGCGACGUGGAAGCGGACGCCGAGGACGAGCCUUCUGCCAGCAACCAGGGUGAGGCGAGCAACGAUGACUCGCUGAGCGCCGUCGAGGCUCACAACGCGAAGGACGCCGGCGAGGGCGCGGCCGGCGCGUCAAAGAACCCGAGGACGCGGAAGAACCGCAACCCGACGCGAUUCGCACUGCCCGCACAAACGGACAGCAACCACGUGUCCUGCGACGAGGACUCGUCUGCAGACUCGCCAUUCGCGUCAGCGCCACCUGCGAAUGAUAACGGCGCUGACGACGAGGAACCAGCAAGGGCGUCGGGGGCAACGCAUCGUACAGACGGAGCAGAUCCUUCUCCAGAAGCUACUGCCCAUACUGAAAGUGACGGAGUUGUUGAGAAGUUACCUGAUGACAGAAGUUCGGAGAAUGGUCCUGUAGACUGCACGAAGCAAAGCAGUGCGGUAGACUCUGGUGAAGUCUGCGGUAAUGGGGAGGUGGAAGGAGGGAAUGCAGAAGAAACUGGUAACCGUGAACUUCACUGUCAUGCCGAGAAAGAGCGAAGCACUCUCCAGGACUGUGAAAGAAACGCUGGGGAGGAACAGGCUACUAGGAAAGAUGAUGAUAAGGGUGGGCCAGUUGGGUGUAUAAAGGCGGAGCGGGGAGAAGAAAGGGAAGAACAAGAGGAAGAGGACUGCCACAGCGGUGAAGGGUCGAUGUCGUCGUCUACUGCACUGCAGCGUCUCGAAUGCCUUUCGCAAGGCCCGUUUUGUGGGCCGGAGCUCAACUUCUCCGGGUGUCCUUCGAGCCCAGCGAGAUCUCAAGGCUCUUCCUCCAACGAUUCGCCGGGAGAGGACGCUCACUACUUCUACCCGGAGACUGGCAGCUUCAUAGGCCCCAUGGACGUCCCCAUCGACAAAGACAACCCCCGCCGCUGUACCGCCUGUGGGAAGAUCUUCCAGAACCACUUCGGGGUGAAGACGCACUUCCAGAACGUGCACCUGAAGCUAAUGCACAAGUGCACUGUGGAAGGGUGCAACGCCGCGUUCCCGUCGAAGCGCAGCAGAGACAGGCACAGUGCCAACCUCAACCUGCACCGCAAGCUGCUGUCGACGUCGGCGGACAGCCCCGGCGGAUCGUCGCCAUCGGCAUCUGCGGCCGCGGCUGCGGCAGCGGCGUCCUUCUUCAUGGACAAGUCCUCCCCGCUCGCGGCGUCGCUGGUGGCCAACCCGUCGCUGCACGGCGAGUUCCUGGCGCGCCUGUACGCCGAGUCGCACGCGCUGCCGCUCAACCUGGAGGCGGCGUUCAAGGGACUGCCACCGCUGGGCCACGGGGGCGGCCCGCCCCCGCAGCAGCUGGUCGAGCAUAUGCUGCUCAACGGCGACCGCCUCGGGCCACCCCCGCAGCAGCAGCAGCAGCAGCCACCGCUGAUGUUGCCGCCACUAGGCUUCCCGGGCUUCUCCGGACACCUGCUGGCUGCGGCCGCCGGCCCCCUGGCGGACGCGUCGGCGCUCAAGGACCACUACGAGUGCCGGCACGCUGUGGAGCUGGCGCGCUGCGGCACCUGCGGCAAGCUCUUCACGUCCGGCGAACGCCUCCGGCAGCACGCGGACGCUGCCCACGGCGCCGCCGGGCCUGCGGGGGCGGCGGCGCGGCUGGCGGCCUGCUCGUGA